Messenger RNA from Alligator sinensis (Chinese alligator), 2530 nucleotides. It is a transcript of the gene TMEM54, whose product is annotated as transmembrane protein 54. The coding region runs from base 259 to 939 and encodes 226 amino acids. The transcript has 6 exons. The record is from RefSeq and is a predicted model, not a curated record. Lineage: Eukaryota; Metazoa; Chordata; Crocodylia; Alligatoridae.
CCUUCCUGGGGUAGGGAAGGUGGAGUUUAGCCUUUUGUUCCCAGCCCAGGGAGCUGGUUGGACAGGAAGAGCAGAUCGAGAUCCUGCUGCAGGUUGGCGGGUCGGAGGCUCCUGGCAGCUGCGGCCCUGCAGCACCUGCAUGGCGGAGCGCGCAGGUAGGGACUGGGAGCGCGGCCUGCCUGCAAGGCUCCCCCAGCCUGCCGCUGGGCGCCAAGGGAUGGACGCCGGAGCAGCCAUGGCCUGAUCCCCGCUGCGAAGAUGUGUCGGCUCAACAACCUUGACCCUGGCGGGCAUCAGAAGCUGCUAAUGAAGACGGGGCUCAUCCUCAUUGUCAUCGGCCACCUCAACUUCAUCGUGAGUGCCCUGGUCCAUGGGACCGUGCUGCGCUACGUGGCCAACCCCCAGGACACCAUCUCCCUGCAGUAUGCCGUCUCCAACGUCGUCGCCGUGAGCUCCGCGCUCCUGACCAUCUCCUGUGGCAUCGCCGCCAUCAUGCUCUCCAGGUACCUCAUGCAAACUGCCCUGAAGUGGGCCCUCUUCUCCCUCAGCGUGAGCAGCACCCUCCUCUCGCUCUUCUGCUCGCUGGGCCUGGCGGUCUCCAUUAUCCUCACCUUUGCCAACCACGGGCGUGCGCUGCUGGCCACCUGCACCUUCGCGGACGUGGAGCUGAUCCAGAUCUCCAGCGAAUGCCCCUUUGACCCCACCCGUGUCUACAGCUCCACGCUGUCCCUCUGGACCAUCUCCCUGAUCCUGGACUUCGUGGAGAUCAUCUUCAGCACCCGGUGCUUCCUGCUCACCCUGCGGCUCCUGCACCUGAGACUCUGCUGCGGGACCCGUAAGAAAAAGGUCUCGCUGCAGGCUGUCCCGGCGGAGAACCUGGAAGCUGGCGAGUGCUGGGACCUGCUGAGACAGGACCGAGUGGAGGCGGUAUGGCUCUGAGCGGCGCAGCCAGCCCUCGGCACCUCAGCAUCCUGGCCAUGCCCCCCCACUGACUGUGCCAUGCUGCCCUCACCCCAAGGGCUCCCAGACUCUGCCCGCCCAGCAGCAGGGGGGCUGUGGCAUGGACCCAGAGCUGCUAUGAAGGGAAGGGCUCCUCCUGCAUCCCGUGAGCAGCGUGGCUGUGCUGAGCAGGCAGCGAGCUCCUUCUCUCUACACUGGGCUGCUGCAGGGAGCCCAUUCCCCUGGCACCCGGGCUCACUGAGUGACCCGCAGACCCGUGCCUGGGCAGACGUCGGCGCCGAUGGAGCCCCCUGCGCCCAGCUGCACUGAGACAAAACUUUAUUCUGAAGUUAUUAAAAGAACAAAAGCAGCCCCCCCCACCGCGUGCACCCCCGGCCCUACGGAGUGGGACCAGCGCCUGCCGCGUCUCGUGCUGGGCUGCCCCGGGCUCCCCCCAGGCUGGUCCUGGGGAGAGAACUGAGGGCGGGGGCGGAGGGGCUGGCGUGUGCCUGUGCGGGGCCUCUGUCUUGGUGCGUGUGGCAAAGUGCACGGGGUGGGGAGGGGCCGGCAGGCACCCCAGGACAGUGGGGUUGAGUGGGAGCUGGCAUCUGCCCGUGCUCUAGGCUCUUGCCCAGAUGCAGGAGGUGGGAGCCAGGGACUGGCUGCCAAGGACUGGGGAUCACCUUGGUCCCUUCUCCCCCCAGAGCUUCUCCUGCCCAGGCCCCUAUCAGUGGUGGCUCUCCCCUCUCCCCUCAGGGGUGGUGGAGUGGCCAGAAGCUCAGGCACCUCUGGCUGAGGCAGGGGGUCUGCUUUGGUAGGGAGCUGGGAGGGACAGCCUGUUCUCCCAGAUCCCACGGUCCCCGGCAUCCUUUUCCUCCCCCCCAGCCCCGAGCCCUGCAUAGGAUGGAGUGACCUUUCCUUUAUCUCAGGCCCCCUUUUUGGCUUUGCCGGAGGGGGUCGGGCUCCUAUUUUCCCCAGAGGCACUGAGCAAGGUCUUGUUCCCCAGCUGGGUGGUGGCGAGAGAAGCCCUGGCCCUCCAGCUGGCUCAGGGUUGGGCUGGGCUUGCUCUGCCCACUGCCCCAGGGCUGCAGGGAGCCAAGUUAUGGAGAAGCCUGCCCGGGGCCCAGCUGCAGCUGGGGAGAGCCGGGGAGGCUGUCUCUGCGUGCACUUGGACCCUACCUGGCUGCAUGCUGCUCCCAGCCGGGGCCUCCCUAGCUGCACCCAGGAGGCACCGGCAGAGCAACCGGGCUCUCCCCUUGAGGGCAGGCACCAGGGCCAAUACUGCUGAAGCCCCCUGACUAGGACUGUGGCAAUGGAGAGGGUGGGAGUAGCCUGGCCUCACUCCUGCUGGAGGACCAGGCAGAGCACGGGGGAAAGGACGGCGGGUCCUGGCUACAGCAGGGGUUACUGCUGCGGCAGGUGCUCAGCCGACCUGGCUCCCCACCCCCACUGGAUACAAGGCAGAGGUCUGACAUCUCUUCCCCUCCUGCCCCCACCUGCAGAGACAACGGGGCUGAGCUGCACCCCCUCCCACAGCAGAGCAGAGCAGAGCACCCUGCAGCUCCAGUCAGGAGACUACCCCCCCCCCCCC